Messenger RNA from Amborella trichopoda, 1593 nucleotides. RefSeq names its product regulatory protein RecX family protein. Lineage: Eukaryota; Viridiplantae; Streptophyta; Magnoliopsida; Amborellales; Amborellaceae. The record is from RefSeq and is a predicted model, not a curated record. Gene Ontology annotation, biological process: regulation of DNA repair.
UUGUUUAAGGUUGCAACCUUAUAGAAACCACACCCAUGAAGUAAUAGUAUCGCAUAUGUCCUCUCUCUCUCUCGGGCGUUUCUUAGUUCCUGUCUCUGGAAAAAUGGCACCUCUUUUGGGUAAUUUCAGCUUCCAGGCCUGUUCAAAGCUUCAAUCUCACCAAUUGUUUUUCCCCUUGUUAUUGCAAGCCAAGAAGAUCUGCUGUUGCAGAGCUUAUGGAACCAACGGCCCUGUUAGAUACAUUCCCGAUAAAUACUCACAUAGAGAACAACCAUCAAAAAUGGAAAUUUCCCACCAUGAAGAAGAGAUAUUCAAAACGAAAAACUCACACUAUGAAGAUGAGAUGUCUAAUCAUAUGAGGGCUUCCAAGGAAAUAUCUGAGGAUCAUCCAUCAAAUUCAACCUUUUUGAAUCAUAUGGCUUCGCAAGAUAAAGAAGCCAUGCAUAAGGGAUCAAAUGGAGUAGAAAACCCAAUUACCACAGACAAGGCAACAAACGUAGAAAUGAGAUAUCAAGCUCAAUUUCUAACUCCUAAGAGCGUUUUAUACUCUAAAACCAAUGCAAAUGAGGAUGGCGCACAAGAUAAAAUUUUCAAGCUAGAAGUUGAUGAUACUUUUGGUGAUGGGGAUGAUGAUUUGAAUGUUAUGGAGGAUCUUGAAGACGAAUUGCCUUCUGAUGAAUUUCAAGUUCCAAAUAACGAUAAGUUAGGUGAAUCAGAAACAACAUCUGUUACGACAGAUUUGCAAGAUGCGCGAAAUGUGGCUAUUGAAGUCCUUGCAUUGAGGUCGCAUACAAUAGCUGAGCUGACAAAGAAACUACGAGGAAAGAAAAUUCCGCUUAAGCUGAUAAAUUCUGUGAUAGCUGACUUUGCAGAAAGAGGGCUGCUUAAUGACUACUCAUAUGCAGAAACAUUUUCACGAUCUAGAUGGCUGUCCAUGAGUUGGGGUCCGAGACGAAUCAGGCAGACACUUUUACAGAAGGGUGUGUCAAGAAUAGUUGCAGAUAAGGCAAUUAACCAUGUCUUCAAUGGAGAUUCAGAGGAGAAGGAUUUGUGCCAGGGCAUAUCGAAGUAUUCACUGGAUCAUCUUUUAGCCUCCACGUCCAAGCAAUGGCUUAAAGGGAAUAGUGUGCCUUUGGAAACCCGCAAAAUGAGGAUUGUAAGGUGGCUCCAGUAUCGUGGCUUCGACUGGGGUGUCACCAACUUCAUAUUGAAGCAAUUGGAGUCCAAGUAUCCUUCGUAGCCUUGGCACGAAGCGGUUCAGAAACUACUGAGGAUGUGCUUCUUAUUGAGCAGCUCUAGAAGAUGAGAGAGAGAGCAACACUAUUUUUGCCGACUCACUUAUACAGAGCAGUUUGGAGCCAUGACUCAAAUUAAUGUUUGGCCUUACAUAGAAGAAAAGAAGAUAGAAGCCACAAAAGUUUUGUUUGGAGUUGAUUGUGGAUUCUGUAAGUGCAUGUUAAUCAGAUGACUCACAGCACUUCAAUUAAAAAAAGAAAGCUAGUUAUUGUGCAAAAGUUUUGUUGGGAGUUGAUUCUGGAUUCUGCAAGUCUGUUAAUCAGAUAACUCAUCACUUACCGUGAAAUUUCCUCUCAA